AUGGCUGAAGAAAAUGGCUCCGAGAAACCAAUCCAGGUUUUCACUUCGGCCGACCGCAUUCGCCAAUUGAAUGAAAUUGACAAGGAUGUAGCCAAAUUAAUUCACUCUGCUGGCCUUGCAAUCCAAGCACUCACAAACGCGAGAUCCAAUGACCCCUCAUCAGUGGACAACUCGAUUGAUUCACAUAAAGCUCGCUUCAAGGAAGCUACAUCACAAUACUUUGCACUCCUCUCGUCAAUUGAUGUCCGACUCCGGCGUCAGGUCUACGCGCUGGAAGAAACUUCGAUCUUAGCCCCGGACUCAUCUUCUAAGACCGGCGACCUUUCUGGCUCGGCCGCAACCGCACCAGGCGCGUCCAAUCCGUUGGACGUUAGCUGGUUGAAUAGUAGGAAAGAUACUGUGGGCAAGGAGAAAGAGGCGGAGUUAUGGGCGGCUGCGAGACAAUUCGUUGACCGAAUUAAUCAGGCACACCCUGGCGAACAGACCGCGGUGAAGGGAGGAGGCCAGGAGAGCAUGGAGGUGGAUUGA
Molecule: messenger RNA, 528 nt
Organism: Aspergillus puulaauensis
Lineage: Eukaryota; Fungi; Ascomycota; Eurotiomycetes; Eurotiales; Aspergillaceae
Product: mediator of RNA polymerase II transcription subunit 11
Exons: 2
Coding region: 1-528 (175 amino acids)
Biological process (GO): regulation of transcription by RNA polymerase II
Cellular component (GO): mediator complex
Molecular function (GO): transcription coregulator activity
Source: RefSeq, a predicted model, not a curated record